This is a messenger RNA of Salarias fasciatus (jewelled blenny), 1448 nucleotides long. It is a transcript of the gene pdcd2, whose product is annotated as programmed cell death 2. The transcript is spliced from 8 exons. The record is from RefSeq and is a predicted model, not a curated record. NCBI's taxonomy places the organism in Eukaryota, Metazoa, Chordata, Actinopteri, Blenniiformes, Blenniidae. Bases 112 to 1197 code for a protein of 361 amino acids. Gene Ontology annotation, cellular component: nucleus; cytoplasm.
UACAAGAAGGGUCCACGCUUUCAAAAAGCGCCAGCUGGGUCUCACUUUUACCUCGGAUUCAGAAAGAGGAUUCGGUGUUAUCGCGUCGGCCCAGAAAGCAGCUGUAGGAGCAUGUCCUCGGCCGAGGUGGUUCUGGGCUUCCUGGAGGAGGCGGAGGCCUGGCGGCUCCGCUCCCCGCAGUUCCCCAGUAAGGUCGGAGGGAAGCCGGCGUGGCUCAGCCAGAAAGGCCUGCCGUCUGUGUCCGGGCUGGAGUGUGAGACAUGCCGGCAGCCCAUGGUGUUCCUGCUCCAGUUGUACGCACCAAUAUCCGGUCAGGAGACGUGUUUCCACAGGACUCUGUUUCUCUUCUGCUGCAGAACUCCUGAGUGCUACACACGCAACAACAGCAGCUGCAUGAGAGUUUUCAGAAGUCAGCUCCCCAGAAGGAACGAAUUCUACGACUACAACCCUCCUCCAGAGGAUGAACCUCCCAGUGGGCCGGAGGAAGAUCCAGCUGUGCUGCCUGUUUCUGGGGUUAAACUGUGUUGGGUGUGUGGUUGUCCUGGUAACAAAGCCUGCUCCCGCUGUCACUCUGUAACAUACUGCGGAAAACAGCACCAAACACUUCACUGGAAACACUCCCACAAGGUGGAGUGCUGCAGUCAAGUAGUAAGACUCGACGGAGGACGUCCGCUCCUCUUCCCGGAGAGAGAGCUCGUCACCGAGCCUGAGGAGCCUCAAGAAGAGGACGACCCAAAUGAGGCUGAAGGAGGAGAAGAGAGCAGUUCACAGAAGAGUGAAGACGGUCCCUGUAUAGCUGACACUUUAGCAGAGGCAGACCUGGAGGAGAUGGCUAUGCAUGAAACUGAGGACAACGAAAUGUUCCAGCGUUUCAAAAAGAAGAUCGCACCAGAACCACAUCAGGUGGUGCGAUACAGCCGAGGAGGCUCCCCUUUGUGGGUCUCUUCUCAACACAUCCCCUCAGAUGAGGAUAUCCCAGCAUGCACCUGUGGCGCCAAGAGGAGUUUUGAAUUUCAGGUGAUGCCUCAGCUGUUGAACAGUCUGCGUGUGGACUCAACAGGAGCCAGUAUCGAUUGGGGGACUCUGGCUAUCUAUACAUGCUCGGCCAGCUGUAACCAUGACGACCAGUGCUGCUCAGAGUUCAUCUGGAAACAGGACUUCAGCUCUGAUCAACACACACAGAUUGAACACACAUAACACACCAUUGCCAGGAGAAUGAAAACAUACUGGCAACAGAAAUAAACAGGUGAAUGUGUGUGUUCUCUCGUGCCUGCUGUCUGUCAUGGCCGACUGAAAUACUCUGGACUUUCUAUUCCACCUAAAUACAAAUAGACAUCCAUGGUGAAUAAUGCAGGAACUUAUCAGCUGAACAAUUUAAAAUGUAUUCUGCCUUACUGUCAUAAUAAAUUUAUUUACCAAAAAAAGUCUGAGCAUUUGAUCUUUAAUAU